AUGAUCGAAUCAAAUUUUGCCAAUAAAUAUAUUGAUUUCAUAACUUAUUGUAAUCCAAAUGCUCCAGCUGAUAUGGAUUAUACUCCAUUGAUACGUUCUUUCAACUCUGUGCCAAAAUCUGAUGGUAAAAAUUUUGAUACUUGGACUCUUUAUCAAUUAGUAUCAAAACAUCAUUCUGGUGAAAUUAAGACUUGGACAAAAUUAGCUCAACAACUAGGUGUUGAACGUACUGCUGAUUCUAGUCCUCAAAAAAUUCAACAAUACGCCGUAAGGCUCAAGAAAUGGAUGAAAUCAAUUCAUAUCGAUGCAUUCUUUGAUUAUCUACUUGCCAGACCAAAUGAAUAUUAUCAAGACCCUGAUAAAAACCCUAUUUUGAUUAGGCGUUCUGGUAGUAGUCGUAAUAGCAAAAACAAUAAGGAUGGUCAUCGUAAUAAACGUUUAAAACCUAGUGUUGUUUCAAAAUCAUCAAGAUCAUUUGAGGGUAAUUUAAGAAGAAGAAGUGUAGUUCAGCAUGCUACAAAUAGAGGUAAAGGAACGCAGUUAUUGGGUAAACCAAAAAAUAUUUCUAUAUCCCAACACAUCCCAACCCCGAAUCCUUCACCAACAAACAUUAAUAAUUUUGAAACAACUACUACUACUACAGCAGCAGCUAAUAAUAGUGCUGCUGGUUCAAAUGAUACAACAACAGCAAUAACUUCAUCUUCUUCUUCAUUUGCAGAACUUUUAUUCCCACCUAAUGAUCCCAAUGAAACAAUUUCUGUGUUUCAAAAACGUUUGGUUAAAGCUGUUGGUAUGUUGGAGGAUAAAGAACGUCAGAUCGACAUGUUGAAAGAUUUGAUUAGACAGCGUGACGAAGAGAUGAGAAGUCGUAUUGUUAAAGGAAUGAAAAAUGAUAUUAUGGAUUUAUUUCAAAAAUGGGAGCAAUAA
Messenger RNA from Entrophospora sp. SA101, 927 nucleotides. Lineage: Eukaryota; Fungi; Glomeromycota; Glomeromycetes; Entrophosporales; Entrophosporaceae. The record is from the annotation of a GenBank genome assembly.